GGCGCGUGCGUGCAGGAUCUGCCUAAUUCGUGCAUUGACGCUCACUUCGCGCUUGGCGAGAUCUGUCCUGAGAACAACGCUCGGCCCCUCGAGGUCGUGUGGACAUGGGUUAACGGAUCCGAUAUACUCUUGGGGGAAGCCAAGAGCCUCGCACAGAGCCAGUUUGGACCGAAAGACCCGUACAGACCCUUGCGAUCGGACGCACAAGCGCGACUCUAUCGCGAUCAUGACGAACUCAGGUUCUCUAUGCGCUCGGUCUUGGCCAACUUUAGGCAAUACGCAGGCCGAUUCCAUCUCAUCACGGCCGACUUCCCGAUGCCUCAAUGGCUCGCCGAGAGAAGCAAUAUAUCUGAUCCAAAGUCAUGGCGAUUAGGACAGAUGCCACAAUGGCUAGAUACAAACAAUCGACUCGCGCACAACAUGUGGCAGGACGGAAACACACAACUUUCUAUCACACACCAUGCACAAAUCUUCCGCCCCUAUACAGGGACUAACUUCAACAGUCUCGCUAUCGAGUCACAACUCGGCCAUAUGGAAAACGUUUCAGAUUAUUUGAUUGAUCUUCACACCAUGCAGAAUGACGACCUUUUCAUGAUCAACCCAUUGUCGCCCAUUAGCUUCUACACGCCAGCGUAUGGAGUUGUCCUGCACAUGCAGCCGGAUCUUCUCGUCAAUCCCGACAGACUACGUGGGAACAACCAAGGAGAAUGGCGUAGCCUCGGCGAGAGCAACUUUCUUCUAAGCAAGCGGUUCGGUCGCCGAUACCGUCCAUAUGUCGCCCACGAAGCCAAGGUCGCCUCUCGCGCUCUCCUACACGAGAUGGCCACCUGGCCCCAGUCGUUCGCGGCCUCCGCGGCGCAUCCCUUCCGAGAGACAGCAGACGGCGACGGAGACGUGAAUGCGUUCUUUAUGCAUGCGCACUUUAUUGUCGAGCGUGCACGAGAAGCGCUCCUGUGGAGCUGGGUCGUCGGACGGGUCGGCGCCCUCAAUGGGACCUGGGGCGAAGCGGAGGCUCGGCGCGCUUGGGAGGAAAUCGGUGGCGCCUGGGGGGAGAGCGAUUUGCUCGUGGAGACUAGCCAUCGGGAUACGCUCACAAGGGAAAGGGUCGAGAGGGUCCUGUUACAGAUAUCCGCUGCCGAGCUUGACCUCGUAUUCAUUCUGUAUGUGUCAUCUCUCGACGGUUACGCGUACGCUGGUCUGGGUGCCUAUGGCCGGCCAGAAUGGGUGUCAUUUGCCCCGGAGAUCAAUGAGGGCCACCUGCCCAGGUGCAGGAUAUCCUAUGAGAAGUGUUUCGCGAUGGAACAUCCGGAGUCUGAAGGUCAACAGCGACGUGCAAGCGAAAUCUUUACGGAUAUCGCAUUCCGGAAUGAGGCUUGUGGAGAUUGCGUGGUUCUGGCGCUUACAAAAGCAAGCGGCAGCCAUGGCUUGUCGGCUUUCCUUCCUGCUUCCGAUCGUGUUCUUCCACCAGUGGACAAUGAGGAUGGCGAGCGAGAGGUGCCCCAUCUCCCCCUAGUCGCAAACUGGGAAGACGGCGACUUCUCCCUAUUUGCUGUCAUGGGCAUGAAGCGAGAGCUGAAUGUAAGACAGUGGGUGCUGCAGCUCCUACAACGCUACCGCUAUGUGAUAGGUGAUACACCGUCACUCUUCGAACGCGUCUCGAGCCCCCAAGGAGCGGUGCAAGUCGUUGCACAUAUCGAGCGAACACCCCAUGUGGCUCUGCUUUGCAUCAAUGACGAUGCCAUGAAGGAGAGCCUGACUUCCCAGGUGAAACAGGUGUUGAAAAUAUGGUUCAAUAGAUGCUGGAAGAAGCCUGCCACUUGGGAACAGCGGUGACAGGGUCGAGCAUUCCUCGCAUUCGGGUUGAUGUAAGUUGUGAUUCGUAGUUCCUGCUGAUGUUACAUAGGCACAGAUUUCUAUAACAAAUGUCAAGCUACA
Messenger RNA from Laetiporus sulphureus 93-53, 1935 nucleotides. RefSeq lists its product as uncharacterized. The transcript has 10 exons. The annotation marks the transcript as partial. Gene Ontology annotation, biological process: carbohydrate phosphorylation; N-glycan processing to lysosome. Gene Ontology annotation, cellular component: Golgi apparatus. The record is from RefSeq and is a predicted model, not a curated record. Gene Ontology annotation, molecular function: UDP-N-acetylglucosamine-lysosomal-enzyme N-acetylglucosaminephosphotransferase activity. Lineage: Eukaryota; Fungi; Basidiomycota; Agaricomycetes; Polyporales; Laetiporaceae.